CUCCUUGGCCAGGCUCCUGCGCGCAGCCGCGGAGUCCCGCACAGCACGAGCGCACCGCUCCGUCGUCUUCUGCACGGGACGCAUCCCGCAAACCCUCCUGCACCGCAACAUGGCGACAGAGUUCCAUAACCUUCAGGAGCUGAGGCACAGUGCGUCCCUGGUAACGAAGGUAUUCAUACAGAGGGAUUACAACGAAGGAACCGUCUGCCGCUUCCAGAGCAAGUUCCCCUCAGAGCUUGACAACCGGAUUGAGCGAACCUUGCUCGAGGAGACGGUGAAGACCCUGAACUCCUAUUAUGCCGAGGCCGAAAAAAUUGGAGGUCAGUCGUACCUGGAAGGAUGUCUGGCUUGUGCAACGGCUUACAUCAUCUUCCUCUGCAUGGAGACACGCUAUGAGAAGGUGCUGAGGAAGAUAUCGGGCUACAUCCAGGAGCAGAAUGAGAAGAUCUAUGCCCCUCGAGGUCUGCUGCUCACAGACCCCAUAGAGAGAGGAAUGAGGGUCCUAGAGAUCAGUGUCUUUGAAGACCGGGGAUCGGGCAGCUCCAGUCCCAGCAGCAGCGGGUCGUCGGCCGGCAGCAGCGCCCGGUGACUGGAGGGGCAGCGCCAGGCUUACGGGUACCACCACAGGGGCAGCGGGACACUCACCAACAUCCGCAUGCUGAAACAUGAGAGCACCAGGUUCUAAGACGAGCGGCGAGGGGGGGAAAAAGCCUUCACGAUCUCCCCGCAGGAGCCUACGACAUACCACCUUAAGAACGGGGGCUGGAUAUGCAACAGAAUCAACACAAGUGCAACAGAACCCACACAUAAGCAGCAGACACAUGUACGGGCCAAAAAUCCAGAGUGUCUGCGAGGAAAUAGAUUUCACUCUCCAACAGCUAUCCAACCCAAAAUAAUCAUAAUUCUUUUUCGGUUCCCAUUUUUCCAUUCACCUUCUCUCAUUCCUUCACGUCUGUUUCCAUGAGUCACACCGCCCCUGUGGUGCAGCUGAUUCAGCAGGCUUACCCGUGAUUAGACUGGACGUCAAUGCUUGAUUGUUUUCAGGGGGGUCACUGUCACUGUGUCUGUCUGCUGACUCAUUGGUUGUGAAGAGUGGCCUGUGCAGCAGCUCCGAAAUCUGGAAGGAGGGAAAAGUACCAGCCCCCGGGGAGACCCAAUGUUCUCCGGUCUCGCUGAAUGAUUGCAUUCAUGUCAGGUGGUUAGGGUCAAGCUGCUUUGAAUGCUGGCAAAUUAGGCCUUCUGUGGGAGCGCUUGGUUCGAUGCACUGUUCACAGGCAUUUGGCUUCACUAUCAAACAGCUAACAGAGAGCACCUUGGAUUAUUUACCCUUCUCAUCCACAGCAGUGGAUCCUGGUGAUCCACAUCACAGCUGUAGGACACACACACACACACACACACACACACACACACACACACAAAUGCACCCGAUUCUGCCCAAGAGCUCAUACAGACACAUACUAACACGCACAUAUACACACCGUGGCAAGUGACCAUGCAUUCACACACACACACACACACACACACACGCACAUAUUCUGGCAGAGGUGGAAUCGACCUAGCCAGGCGGUGCUCUUAGGGAGCAAUUUUAAUCCCUCUGAGGGAUUAAAAUUGCACAUAUAAGGUUUGACUACAAACAGAGCCUUUAAUUUCUUAAGUGCCACAUGACACUUGGACUCUUGUGUAUUAACAGAAAUACAGGUAUCAGCAUGUCAUUCUGUCAGUGAAACACAGUUGUAGCUCCCUCUAGGGUCAGACUGAGGAAGUUCAGAGCCUCUGAGAGAAAAUGUAGCAAAGGAUUGAGAGUGGAGAGAAAGUUGGUAUGAUUCAAAAAGAUUUCAUUUCUACUCCCUUGACGAAACUAUGAAACUUAUAUUCAUUCAAUUUGACUUUUCUAGUACAAUGUCGCCAGUACACUCAUGGCAAAGAGCCUGUGUGUGUGCGUGUGUGCGUGCGUGUGUGUGUGUGUGUGUGUCUGUGUGUCUGUCUGUGGGGGCUGAUGCGACAAAAGAAUAUCAUUAUGUUGGAAAAAUGCUGAUGCCAGAAGACAGCAAACCCACACGUUGUCUCACAAAAAAACGUAACCCUUUUUCCUCAUAACCCUGUUGUCUGCAUAUUUUAUUUAAUGUUGCCACAGUUUCUGUCUUCUUCUGUCUUUUACCUGUUUCAGUUUUAUCUUCAACCUCACUUCAUAUCAUGUGUCCUAAUCGACUCUUCCUCUUCUUUAUCCACGUAGUUAACGAUAAGCAAAACCCCCCACAGAGCUGCUUUACUGCCAGCCCUAUACUUUCACCAGAGAAGUUGGCAAGUUGACGUUGAACUAUACACUGGGAAGCCGUUGAAGGAAUGAACAUGUUUGGCUUCAGUCCAGUGUGUUAGUUUAGUUUCAACCUAACAUUCUGCUACUCGGUAGAACGAGAGGAACCUACAAAGAUAAUUCACCACAGCAGCUGAGUUCGGUUGUGCUUGUGUUCAGCCUCCUGUGCUUUUUUUCGAUGCCUUCAUGUUUCAUCCCAGUGGAACGGAUACCCAACCUGGGGCUGAUGGACCGACCUAUUUAAAAUGGACUCAACACUGCCAAUAGGCGAAUAAAGGAGCUCAUUGGACAAUGUAUAUAGAAGACAAAAAAACAAAGAGUGUAUAUGAACUGUACAGUAGAACAUGCUUGUCAAUAUGUAUCCAGUGUAAAGAUGUCGAUGGAAACGCCAUAAUGCUAUUUAAAUCCAAAACAUCAUUGAUGGCCAGUGUUAGCAUUUUUUAUCUUUGUUUUUUUUGGCCAUCAAAUCACAUUGAUGCAUUUCGUCUGUACGUCCGUGAGCUGCUGUGUACUAUGAAUGAUGAUGUUUUAUUUGGUCCAAAUUUGAAAGUGUUGCUACUGCAGCUCGUGACAUUAUUAGUAGUAAUACUAACAUCUCCUAUUAUUGCGGUGGUGAACAGAGGGGUGACGGUGACGAUCCUCAGGUAAAGGUCUCUGUAUACAAUGUGCCAUAUUCAAAGGCUGAAGUUCUAGAAGGAUACAGUAGGUCCACAGUAAUGGUUUCCAGACUGAAAUGUCUCGACAACUAUUGGAUGAAUUGACAUCGGAUUUGGCACAGGUGCCCAGAGGAUGGACCCUACUGACUAUUCCUCUUGGGCCACCUGCAGUACAGGGAAAUAUCUCUACAGUACUUUGUUGGAUCAGCACAAAAUUCACAGUUCCCACACGAUGGAUCCUAGUGACUCUUCCUGUUGCGCCACCAUGAAGUCGACAUCUGUUGUUUCGGAUGAAAUGUCUCAGGAUGAAUUCCCCCAGCCUCUCAUUCAGUGCCGCCAUUGGGUCAAAAUGUAAUCGAAGAGGGUGAACAUUUUUUUCCUGCUAAAAAACUGUGGCAGUGUCACUGUGAAGAUGUGAGCAUGCAAACAUUAGCAUUCAGCCUUGUUUUGACCAUAUCUCAAGACAUCCCCAUGCGUACAAUGAGAGAGUAGGAGAGAUUCCUGGACAAAGGUUCACAGCGAGUAACUGUCCCGUUGACAUUUUAGAGAGGAUACGUGCAUGUGAGGGUUAAGACGGGAUCAAAAACAAAUCUGAACCUAUCCUCAGAGACUGAGGUGAGAUAGAAGUACUGUGUACCAAAUGUAGCUUGUUGUUUCAGGAAGGAUUUCUCUGAUUAAUGAGGACAAUCAAAGGAGUGAAGAUUGCGAUACGGCAUCAAACGCAUUCUCGUAAGAAGAUGUGUAUUGUUGAUACAAGUACAUUAUCACAGAGCAGAUUAAACAUUGGGUCCUGGAUCCCCUACCAUCAAGAUAACCGCUGUACUAAAACAUGUCUUCGGAAGAUUAGUGGAGCUGUACAACUUGCGGUCUGGCCGAUGAUGCUUUGACCAUUUAAGUAUAUAAAUUCUCACAUGCCAUAUAUAUAUAUAUAUAUAUAUAUAUAUAUAUAUAUAUAUAUAUAUAUAUAUAUAUUUCUCCUGUGCUGUAUUUUAGAGUGCAGCAAGUGCGUUACGACCCGUGGAGUCGCGGGUGAACCCAGAUACUGUAUGUACAGUGUGUUUCGCUGUAACAAGUGCGAGAUUAUUCAUAGCGCAACGUGAAGUCUUCCUAGAAAUAUAAAAGGUAAUGAUGUAGAGUCUUGUUACCAGCCCCUUGGAGUUGCUUUGAGCUCUGAGCUGUUUCGCCUCGGGGGCGACCGAAAACUGCAUCCAUGUUUUAAUGCUGCAUGAUGUGCGUGCGUACACAACGUGACUUCCAGAUGAUGGAGAGUGAAAUCCCUGAUGAGCAAAGUCCCCAAGUCGUGCUGCCGAGAGAGAGGAGCACCAUGUCCUGAUGCUAUUUAUGUGUUUACAUCAGAUUAUUUACAUAUUAACUGAAAUGAAUUCAUGUGUUGUUGUUGUUGUUAUUGUUGUUUUAAAUCUCAAAAGUUAUUAUUAUUAUUCAAAGCAUUGGGGGAGGAGUUUUGAAGAGGUGAAUAAAGUAUUUGGUGAAGUUGA
Molecule: messenger RNA, 4466 nt
Organism: Scophthalmus maximus (turbot)
Lineage: Eukaryota; Metazoa; Chordata; Actinopteri; Pleuronectiformes; Scophthalmidae
Gene: golga7bb
Product: golgin A7 family, member Bb
Exons: 5
Coding region: 110-589 (159 amino acids)
Biological process (GO): protein targeting to membrane; peptidyl-L-cysteine S-palmitoylation
Cellular component (GO): palmitoyltransferase complex
Source: RefSeq, a predicted model, not a curated record